Nicotiana tabacum (common tobacco) is the source of this 1646-nucleotide messenger RNA. Its product is annotated as putative acetyltransferase At3g50280. NCBI's taxonomy places the organism in Eukaryota, Viridiplantae, Streptophyta, Magnoliopsida, Solanales, Solanaceae. The record is from RefSeq and is a predicted model, not a curated record.
CUCCUCACAAGCACUGUUUUUUUGGCCAAAAUCAUUUUUGCCCAAAAAAAUACUCAUGUUAUAAAUAUUGUUGGUCUCCCGCAUCCUCAUGGAACCAUAGAAGCACUACCCUUUCUCACACUUGCCUGCUGCCCUAGAUCCAUUUCUCUUCCUCCUCAGAAAAUGGAAGAAGUUCAAGUCAUCUCUACCUGUUUAGUUGGGGCAGCUUCCAAAUUGUCAAGCUCAAACAACAAUGGCAACAACACAACCAUUUCCCAAAUUGAAAUGACACCAUGGGACUUGCAAUUCCUUCUUGUUGAUACUAUCCAAAAAGGUCUCCUCUUCAGAAAACCAACUCCCCAACAAGAAAACACUCUAUUCAAAUCACUUUCCUCUCUUUCCUUAAUUGAUCACUUGAAAACAUCUCUUUCUCGCACCUUAGACUUCUUUCCUCCUCUAGCUGGCCGUUUUUCCCCUACUAAAAAUGCUAAUGAUGAUACGAUGUCUUUCUUCAUCACUUGCAAUAAUGCUGGAGUUGAAUUUACUCACGCUAUUGCUCUAGAAUUAACUGUGGAAGAAAUUCUUGAAUCUUGUUAUGUGCCACCUAUUGUUCAUUCCCUUUUCCCACUUAAUAAAAUGCGUAACAUCGAAUGUGUUACUAAACCAUUACUAGGAAUUCAAGUAACAGAGCUUGUUAAUGGGUAUUUUAUUGGUUGCACUAUGAGUCAUAGUGUGGGGGAUGGCACUUGCUUUUGGAAUUUCUUCAAUUCUUGGUCUGAAAUAUCCAGUGGAUCUGAGUUUAUUAGUAGGCUUCCAGUUUUAAAAAGGUGGUUUCCUGAGAAUAUAAAGCCUCCAAUUCAUCUCCCUUUGAAUCUAGAAGAUCAAGAAUUAUAUGAGUGUAUGGAGCUUCCACCAUUGAAGGAAAGGAUUUUCCAUCUCAGUAAAGAAAGCAUAGGGAAAUUGAAAGCAAAAGCUAACUCUGAAAUGGGUACUAAUUCCAUCUCUUCUCUUCAAGCUUUUUUGGCUCAUCUAUGGAGAUCUGUUACUCGUUGUCGUCAGCUUGAUUCCAAGGAAGAAGUCACUAUCAGCAUUGUCGUAGGCACAAGACCGAGGCUAAAUCCUCCAUUGGCAGAAGGGUAUUGGGGAAAUGCAGCUUAUUUCAAGCCGGUAAAAAGAACAGCAGGGGAACUGCUAGAGAAAGGACUUGGCUGGGCAGCAUUGCAAAUGAACACAAUAAUUGCUUCUCAGAACAAUGAGGAAGUGGUGAAACUAUAUAAGGAGUGGGUGGAAAAGCCUGUAUUAUUUACAAAGGGUUCAUUGUUUGUGGCCAAUAGAUUGACAAUUAGUAGUUCUCCAAAGUUUAGUGUUUAUAGUACUGAUUUUGGUUGGGGGAAAGCAGUGGCAGUGAGGAGUGGGAUGGCAAAUAAAGGUGAUGGAAAAGUAACAUUAUUUCCUGGGGCAGAAGAAGGAAGUGUAGAUAUUGAAGUUUGUCUUUUACCUGAGACUUUGCUAGCAAUGAAGAAUGAUGAAGAAUUCAUGAAAGCUGUUACUGUUUAGAGAAAGAAGAUAUACUAAAUCACCCUCUUUUGAGAACUAACAUCUUUUUCCUGUUGUAAUUUUAUUCUUUGGCUGCUUUUAAUGUGAAAUUGCUACUGAGAUUUGGAUUU